AUGGAGCCGCUGCUGGCCGCAGGGCGCCCGAGGGCGGGGCCCCGGACAAGCGAGGCGGGUGGCUAUGGUGUCCCGAACACCGAGUUCAAGACCGACACAAUCAAGAAGGAGACCUCGGCCCGGGAGCUCAACCCAGUCUGGAACUUCAAGCAGCCGAUGCCCGACGCCGCCCCUGGCUGCACCAUCGAGUUCGAGGUCUUCGAUUGGGACCGCUUCACCAAGGACGAUCCUCUCGGCAAGGCCAAGCUCGAGAUGAGCCAGGAGCCGUGCUCCCCGGACGAGAGCUUCGAGGCCAUCGCCACCUAG
Messenger RNA from Prorocentrum cordatum, 306 nucleotides. The record is from the annotation of a GenBank genome assembly. NCBI's taxonomy places the organism in Eukaryota, Dinophyceae, Prorocentrales, Prorocentraceae.